Oppiella nova is the source of this 528-nucleotide messenger RNA. NCBI's taxonomy places the organism in Eukaryota, Metazoa, Arthropoda, Arachnida, Sarcoptiformes, Oppiidae. The record is from the annotation of a GenBank genome assembly.
CCCUUCUCGCGUAACCACAACGAAAAGACUGUUAGCCAGGACCAGGACCCCGGUGUUUGGGCCCUCCAGGGACACCCUGAGGUCACCGAUGCCGCCAGAGCUUCCCUACAGCUCCGGUAUCAACUUAUACACUACUUAUACACACUUUUCUACCGGUCCUACGUCUACGGCGAUACUGUGGUCCGACCACUGCAUCAUGAAUGGCCACUGGAUAAUAAUACCCUGGGCAUCGACACCCAGUUCCUAUGGGGUGGCAAUAUAUUGAUAUCGCCUUUCCUUUUCCAGAACCAAAAGGAGGUGAAGGCAUACCUACCCCCGAGUGUGCGCUGGUAUGAAGUGAAACCCCAAUUGAAAAUAGCGCCACAAACAGGUCAGGUGACUAUCCCUGACUCCCACCCCAAUGGCCCGCCGCCCAUACACAUCAGGGACCACAACAUCAUACCGAUGGUCACCGACAGUCAACUGGUAUCCACGUCCCAGGACUCCAUCAAUAUCAUCGACUUAGUAGCCCUUCCCUGUCAUCAUCAG